AUGCUCAAGAGCCCACAUCUAGGAAGAAAAGAUUACUUGCAGGCUGAUUUGGCCAGCAUUUCACUAACUACCAUGAUCCCUCUGUAUCCAUAAGUAAAUUUGGAUCUACCAGCUCUCCGUUAGGAUACAGAAUUUAUUUUGCUAACCGGAAUUGAUAAAACCCAGGGAAUAUUUGAAUUUGUCUUCUUCAUCACCAGAUGUUCCAUGACAGGAGAUACAUUUGGGACAGUUCACACUUCAGCUAGGAUUGAAAACACCCAGAACAUGGCCUGGUCCACACCAAGAAAUAGAUUUCUGAAUAUGGUAACUAAGAAAGAGGCACUUUUGGCUAAUCCUCCAGGUUCCCUGGCUUUGCUCCACAGUGCAUGUAGUGUCAUCAUCAAGAAAACAUGAGGUGCAGAAGAUGACGUCAACACAGUAGCAGUUGGAAACAUGACAGACAUGGUGUAUAAAGGUACAGGUAGUCUUCAAGGGGUAGCAUGAAGUGGUGUGACAGGACACACCAGCCUCUAUGUACUACAUUACAUCUGGAAGCACAUGAAAGGUUCCUUACUCCAACAGUCACUCUGA
Nannospalax galili (Upper Galilee mountains blind mole rat) is the source of this 570-nucleotide messenger RNA. RefSeq names its product mitochondrial import inner membrane translocase subunit Tim23. The record is from RefSeq and is a predicted model, not a curated record. Lineage: Eukaryota; Metazoa; Chordata; Mammalia; Rodentia; Spalacidae.